Messenger RNA from Nothobranchius furzeri (turquoise killifish), 4701 nucleotides. NCBI's taxonomy places the organism in Eukaryota, Metazoa, Chordata, Actinopteri, Cyprinodontiformes, Nothobranchiidae. The record is from RefSeq and is a predicted model, not a curated record.
AUUAAACACCUGGUUGAGAAGAAGAGAAGCUUGAUAAACGACUUCUGGAAGGUUCACAUGAAAUCCAGGAAGUGUCCUCACUGCAGAGCGGGCAGGUCAACGGUUCGCCGUGAACACAACAGUAAGCUGAUUGUCACGAUGCCAUCAGGAGGACAAACUGGUGACCGCACUAAUGAAGAUCUGAUGACUGGAAAGAGGGUCUACCUGACUGCCAGCACAGCCCGAGAACACGUCAACAAAGUCUGGGAGAAAGAAGGGUUCUUCCUAAGGUGUCUGUUCCCUGGACUGGAGGAGACCAGUGGGUCUAGAGCCUCAGAGACGGGUUUCCACCCGGACCUCUUCUUCCUCGAGCUGCUGGUGGUUCCACCUUGCAGGUAUCGUCCAAUCAACCGACUCGGGGACCAGAUGUUCACCAACGGUCAGACGGUCAAUAUGCAGGCUGUGAUGAAGGACUGUGGAGUCAUCAGAAAGCUUCUGGCUCUUCUAGCUGGAGAGAAGAGCCCAGAGGAGACGGAGGCUGGAGAGCCAGAGGACCAUGCCUUUCUGUCUGGGAUUCCUGGACAAACUUUACCAGACAAACUCUACAACGUGUGGGUCCGCCUGCAGAGCCACGUGAACAUCGUGUUUGACAGCGACAUGGACAAACUGAUGACGGAGAAAUACCCUGGAAUCAGACAGAUCCUGGAGAAGAAGGAUGGAUUGUUCCGGAAACACAUGAUGGGCAAACGAGUGGACUACGCCGCGCGGUCGGUCAUUUGUCCUGACAUGUACAUAGGAACAAAUGAGAUAGGAAUACCGAUGGUUUUUGCCACCAAGCUGACCUACCCUCAGCCGGUCACACCGUGGAACCUGAAGGAGCUCCGUCAGGCUGUCUUAAACGGUCCCAACGUUCACCCAGGAGCCUCCAUGGUGAUAAACGAGGACGGCAGGAGGACCAUCCUGUCCGCUACCAACUUCACUCAGAGGGAAGCUGUUGCUAAGCAACUGCUGACACCUUCUCCAGGUCCACAUAAGAUGCCCAUGAAGAUAGUGAACCGGCACAUAAAAAAUGGAGAUGUCUUGUUACUCAACAGACAGCCCACGCUGCACAGACCCUCCAUCCAGGCUCACUGCGCUCGUAUCCUACCAGGAGAGAAGGUGCUGAGGCUCCAUUAUGCCAACUGUAAGGCGUACAACGCCGACUUUGACGGAGACGAAAUGAACGCUCACUUCCCUCAAAGUGAGCUGAGCAGAGCGGAGGCCUACACCUUAGUCAGCACCAACCAGCAGUACCUCGUGCCCAAGGAUGGUAAACCUUUAGCAGGUCUGAUCCAGGACCACAUGGUAUCAGGGACCAGGAUGACCAUACGAGGCUGCUUCUUCACCAGAGACCAGUACACCCAGCUGGUGUACAGAGGACUGACGGACAAAGCCGGCAGAGUUAAGCUGCUGCCUCCGGCCGUCUUCAAGCCCCAGUGCCUGUGGACAGGGAAGCAGGUGGUGUCCACGUUACUGCUGAAUGUCAUCCCAGAGGAAGCUGUGCCUCUCAACCUGAUGGGCUCGUCCAAAAUCCCCGGCAAGGCCUGGAUCCAGGUCCCGCCUCGAGCCGCUCCUGGGUACAUACCCGACAGCAUGUGCGACUCCAAGGUGGUGAUCCGACAGGGGGAGCUGCUGGUCGGGGUUCUGGAUAAGGCUCACUAUGGUUCCUCAGCCUACGGUUUGGUCCACUGCUGCUACGAGCUUUACGGAGGGCAGACCAGCGGGAAGCUGCUCAGCUGCUUGGCCCGGCUCUUCACGGCUUACCUGCAGCUGUACAGAGGCUUCACCCUGGGUGUGGAGGACAUCCUCGUCAAACAAGGUGCUGAUGUGAAGAGGAAAAAAAUCAUACAACAGUCGCUGAAGAUCGGGACGAAAGCGCUCCAGGCAGCAUUCAACCUGCAACCUAACGUGGAUCCAGCUGAUGCCCGGAGUCGGUGGCAAGAUGCUCACCUCAACCCUGACCAGAGAGACUUCAGCAUGGCUGACCACAAGUUUAAGGAGGUGGCCAACCAAGUGAACAAUGACAUCAACAAGGUGUGCAUGCCAGUUGGACUUCACACCACCUUCCCGGACAACAACCUCCAGCUCAUGGUCCAAUCAGGAGCCAAGGGUUCUACGGUGAACACCAUGCAGAUCUCAUGUCUGCUUGGUCAGAUUGAGCUGGAGGGCCGCAGGCCUCCACUGAUGCCUUCUGGGAAAUUCCUGCCGUGCUUCCAGCCUUAUGACCCUUCACCUGGUGCCGGGGGCUUUGUUUCUGGGCGGUUUCUCACAGGAAUCAAGCCACAGGAGUUUUUCUUCCACUGCAUGGCUGGCAGAGAGGGACUGGUGGACACGGCCGUGAAGACAUCCCGAUCGGGAUACCUGCAGAGGUGUAUCAUCAAGCACCUGGAGGGUUUGGUGGUGCAGUACGAUCUGACUGUGAGGGACAGCGACGGUUCUGUGGUCCAGUUCCUGUAUGGUGAAGAUGGGCUGGACAUCCCUAAGACUCAGUUCCUGCAGCCCAGACAGUUCCCCUUCAUCGAGGACAACUAUGAGGUCAUCAAGACGUCCCAGGACCUGGACAGUGUUCUGGCCCAUUUGGACCCUCAGACUGCCAGUCGACACUUUGCAGCCAUCCAGCGCUGGAAAUCAAAGAGAGACACCCCCUGUCCUCGCACAGGGGCGUUCCUGCUGUUUUCCCAGAAGAAACUGUCUAAACUCCGAGAGGGCACAGAGACAGCCUCUGCUGUCCAGCAGCUGGUGAAGAAGUGGCAAUCUCUGGAAGAUGGUGGCAGAGCUAAAUACAUCAAAAGGUCGUGCCGCUGCCCAGACCCCUCGCUGGGAUUGUUUCGUCCGGACGUCUGCUUCGGGUCCAUUUCUGAAAACUUUCACGACAUCACAGAGAAAUACCUGGAAAGCAGGAGCGGCGGCAGGAACGCUCACAGCAUUCGUCAGCUGUUGCAUUAUAAGUGGCAGCGAUCUCUGUGUGAACCUGGUGAGGCUGUGGGCCUGCUCGCAGCUCAGUCCAUAGGAGAGCCCUCUACCCAGAUGACCCUCAACACCUUCCACUUUGCUGGCAGAGGAGAGAUGAACGUCACUCUGGGAAUCCCUCGCCUGAGGGAGAUCCUGAUGGUGGCUGGUUCCAACAUCAAAACCCCCAUGAUGAGCAUCCCGGUUCUAAACAACAGGAAAGCCUUGAAGAGAGCUAAAGUCCUGAGGAAGAAACUCACCAGGGUGUGCUUGGCUGAGGUGCUGCAGAAAGUAGAUGUGGUUGAGACACUUCGUGUUGAAAACCAUCAAAAGCUGCGGAUUUUCAAAGUGAUGUUUCACUUCCUGCCUCCCGAGCGUUACAUCGAUGAUAAAUUACUAUCUCCUCAUCAGAUCCUCCACUUCAUGGAAACCAGGUUUUUCCGUCUUCUCCUUGAGGCUGUUAAGAAGCGCUCAGCCAAACUGGCCUCCAUCGCCGUGGAGACGAGGAAGGCUACCCUCAGAGAUAAAGACAUUGAUGGAGAUGCCACAGCUGGGGUUGAUGAUGAAAGAGAAGAGGAGGAAACGGAGAUAGUUGAUGACCAGGGAGAUGAAGGAGAUGCUGAUGCGUCAGAUGCCAAGAGAAGAAGCAGACAGGAGGAGGAGGUGGACUAUGAAAGUGAAGAUGAAGGUGAUGAUGCUGAAGAAGAUCAGGCUGACCUUGGUCAGGAGGCUGAGAGCCAGGAAAGCCCAGAGUCCAAUGCUGUGGAGGAGUCGCAGCAUGAGUCUGCAGAAGUGAGAGUGGAGAAGAGGAAGAGCCGAGCAACAAGGCACGCAGAAGAGUCCCCGUCCCAGAUGAGGGUCAACUCUGUUCUUCAGCUGCACUCCGCUAUAGAGGGAUACUCCUUUGAUCAGCAGGAGGAGCUCUGGUGUGAGGUCCAGCUGGCUUUACCUGUGAACAAGGUGCACUUCGACCUGACCUCAGUUCUGUCAGCGAUCGCCGAGAACGCCGUCGUAAUGGAGACCAGGGGCCUUACACGCUGUCUGCUGAGUGAGACCAUGACCAAGUCUGGGGAGAAACAGACUGUUCUCAACACGGAGGGCAUCAACAUGCAUGAAAUGUUCAAGUACAGCGAUGUCCUGGAUGUCAACAGGCUGUACUCUAAUGAAGUGCAUGCCAUGGCUCAGACCUACGGGAUAGAAGUGGCUCUAAAAGUCAUAGAGAAGGAGAUCAAAGAUGUCUUUGCUGUGUAUGGUAUUGAGGUGGACCCCAGACAUCUGUCCCUCGUGGCAGAUUACAUGUGUUUUGAAGGUGUUUAUAAGCCUUUAAACCGACACGCCAUCCAGUCCAACUCCUCCCCCUUGCAGCAGAUGACCUUCGAGACCAGCUACAAAUUCCUCAAGCAGGCCACCAUGCUGGGAUCACAUGAUCAGCUCUCAUCGCCCUCAGCCUGUCUGGUGGUGGGUAAAGUGGUCCGAGGUGGAACGGGGCUGUUUGAACUGAAACAACCGCUGCAGCAGAAACCAGCCAGCAGCCACGCUGUGUGACUGCAUCUCUGAGCUUUUGCUGAGUCAGCCUAGGUGUGCAGUAAUGGAUCUUAAUCAGCUAACCUCACCAGUCACAUGUUCAUGCAGAGAAACAGCAGGUCUAGGCGCUGGAUGAAUGAUCCCAGAGCAGAUCACAAUCACACUUCCAUCUUUGUUUUUUAAAGUCUGAAAAUAAAAGAAUGAAACAGA